This is a messenger RNA of Podospora anserina S mat+, 138 nucleotides long. RefSeq lists its product as uncharacterized. The transcript has a single exon. Lineage: Eukaryota; Fungi; Ascomycota; Sordariomycetes; Sordariales; Podosporaceae. The record is from RefSeq and is a predicted model, not a curated record. Bases 1 to 138 code for a protein of 45 amino acids.
AUGUAUGAGGCGCUGGGGUUCCAGUGGGCGACGGGGUUGUUGGCCUUUAUUACUUUGGGAUUGAUGCCUUUUCCGUAUAUAUUUUUUAGGUAUGGGAGAAGGAUUAGGGAGAGGAGUCGGUUUGCUAGUGCUACGUAG